GCGCGACCCACGCGGGGCGGCGGAGCAGCAUGGGCCGGCCCGGCGGAGCUGGGGCCGCAGCGGCCUCCAUGGACGCCGUGCGCAGCUUCGAGCGGUGGAAGAAGAAAUACACGCGGCGGACGAAGAGGCUGCGGCUGCAGCGCAAGGAGAGGAAGCGGCCCGAGUGGCAGGUGGAGCGGGAGAACAUCGGCCGCCUGGUGCAGCGCUACCCCGAGAUAAAUGCAAGUGAAAUCCAAAGAUUUUCAGAUUUUCCGUUGUCAAAGAAAACCCUUAAAGGACUGCAGGAAGCUCAGUAUCGUGUGGUAACAGAGAUACAGAGGCAAACCAUAGGUUUGGCUUUACAAGGGAAAGAUGUACUUGGAGCUGCAAAGACUGGGUCGGGCAAAACAUUGGCUUUUAUUGUUCCAGCUUUGGAACUCCUCUAUCGCCAGCAGUGGACUUCAGCUGAUGGCCUGGGGGUUUUGAUAAUAUCACCUACCCGGGAACUGGCGUAUCAAACCUUCAAGGUUCUGCGUAAAGUGGGGAAGAAUCAUGAGUUCUCAGCUGGCCUCAUUAUUGGAGGAAAGGAUCUGAAAGAAGAGUCAGAAAGAAUUCACCACAUAAAUAUGCUAAUUUGCACUCCAGGACGGCUCUUACAACACAUGGAUGAAACUUCCUAUUUUUAUGCUUCUGAUCUGCAAAUGUUGAUUCUUGAUGAAGCUGACAGAAUUCUAGACAUGGGAUUUGCUGAUACAAUGAAUGCAAUCAUAGAAAAUCUACCUAAGAAACGGCAGACCUUGCUUUUUUCUGCAACACAAACGAAAUCUGUGAAGGAUCUUGCACGACUGAGUCUGAAAGAUCCGGAAUAUGUUUGGGUUCAUGAGAAAGCCAAAUUCAGUACCCCAGCAACUUUGGAUCAGAACUAUGUUGUCUGUGAGCUUCAACAAAAAGUAAACAUGUUAUACUCUUUCCUGAGAACUCAUUUGAAAAAGAAGAGCAUUGUGUUUUUUGCAAGCUGUAAAGAGGUUCAGUAUCUGUUCAGAGUGUUCUGUAAGCUUCAGCCUGGUCUUCCUGUCCUGGCACUCCAUGGCAAGCAGCAGCAGAUGAAGAGAAUGGAAGUCUACACUUGUUUUGUUCGGAAAAAGGCAGCAGUGCUUUUCGCUACAGAUAUCGCAGCUCGUGGCCUGGAUUUUCCAGCAGUGAAUUGGGUCAUUCAGUUUGAUUGUCCAGAAGAUGCAAACACAUACAUCCACAGAGUGGGAAGAACAGCCAGGUACAAAGAAGGUGGUGAAGCUUUGUUAGUAUUGCUUCCUUCAGAAGAAAAAGGCAUGGUGGAACAGUUGACACAGAGGAAAGUACCUAUCAGUGAAAUCAAAAUUAAUCCAGAAAAACUUACAGACAUCCAAAAGAGGAUGCAAGCAUUCUUAGCUCAAGAUCAGGAGUUAAAAGAGAAAGCUCAAAGGUGUUUUGUAUCCUACUUGCGUUCAGUUUACUUAAUGAAGAACAAGGAAGUAUUCGAUGUUUUCAAAUUGCCUCUAGCAGAGUACGCCCUAUCACUUGGUCUUGCAAUGGCACCUCGUGUGAGAUUCCUUCAGAGAGUUCGGAAGCAACUGUGUGCGAAUGAGGCAGCCAGUGGGACAGACCACUUGGAGGAGACAGAGCAAAACGAGAAUACCCUCACCUUGGUAAACGAGGAAACAGUGGAGAAAUGCGGAACUAAUUUCAAUGCAAAAACAUCUGUUAACAAAACAAAGGAAAAGCAGAGAAGAAAAGAAACUGAGGAAAGAAGAAAAGAAACUGAGGAAUGUUCCACUUCCAGUGGAAGCGCUGAGGAGAGUGGUGAGUCUGAGGAUGAAUCUAAAGAGCUGUCUGAGGAGGAGGAGGAAGAAGUUCAUGUACCUAACAGGGUACCAAACUCAGACUCCAUGCAGUUCUUUGAAGAUGAUGACGAGGAUGAUACUGAAGGUCUUGAUUUGCUGACGGUGAAACAACGGGAUGUUUUUGGUGUGGAAGCUAAAGAUAAUCCAGCACCGACCACGUCAAAAUCAAAGAUGAAGAAAAAAACAACUAAGACCCAAGAAGCCAAAAAAAUCUUGAAGAAGAAAUUUAAAGUUAACACAAAAAUAGUUUUUACUGAAGAAGGAGAGUUAGUGCAGCAGUGGCCACCUGUGCAAAAAUCCAAUUUGGCGCAAGCAGAUGAAGAUGAUGAUGCCAGUGGUAUCAACCUAGAUAAAGCGAAAGAAAUACUGCGUGAAGAAGACAAAUUUGACAAAGAAGAAUACAGGAAGAAAGUAAAGGAAAAACAUAGGGAGAAGAGGCUAAAAGAAAAAGCAGCAAGGAGAGAAGCCAGGAAUAAGAAUGCACAGGCUGAAGAGGAAACAGUGGCCUUUCUUGCUCACAGUGGAAGUGAAGACGAGUUUGAUCCAAGCACUCUCCCAGAUCCUGAUAAAUACAAGGACUCUGAUGUAGAGCAAGAUUCAGAAAGUGAAGACAACUAUAGUGAACUUGAGGAGAAGAUGGGAAGAAAGAAGAGAAGCUAUAACAACAGUACCACAGUGGAAGAAAUGCCACUGAAAAGAAAGAAGAUGCAAUUCAGCCAAGAGGAGGACCCCUGUUUGCCAUUAGACACUGGGCUUUCUCUGGCAGAGGAUGAAGAGCUUGUACUGCAUCUGCUCAACAGUCACAACUAAUUAUUUUUCUGCAGGUUUUCUACUCUGGGACAUUUCCACAAUUUUGUCAGUAGUUUACACAAAAUGAGUUUGGCAUCUGGGCAGCUGGGUACCAGUGAAUGUAGAUAAAUGAGUUCCACGUGCAAUGGGAUUGCCUUAGAUUGGCUCAGAGGUUAUAGGCAACAUUUAGUUUGAUUUACAAGGCUUUCUAAAUGAACUUUUCAACCUAAAUCCCCAGGUAUCAUUUUGCAGUAGCAUGUUCAUAAUUUAAAUCUCCAAGUUUUGAAACAAUUACCUUCUUUUAUUUUCAUCUUGCUUUAAAUGAGAACAGGAUAUUCCUUUUUUGACUAUGCCAGGUUUGUUAUUUUGGAAGAUAUAUGUGUACUAAAAUUUUUAAGGAAGAAAUACUGUUGGCAGCUCAGAUCAUAUUACUUAAAAAUAAAGUAUGUACUUUCUUCUAUGUAUAAGGCAUCUGUUUUAAGAAUAUUUUAAUAAAAAAUUCUAGAGCCUUGAUGUAAACUUAAUGGUGUCUUUCAGCUUUGUUAUGAAAGCAUGUAUUUAUCCGUCAGGUAUAAUUUUUGUUAUGAUUCUGUCGCUGGUGUUAGGCAAUUCAGAAAACAACUUCUAGAAGCUAAAACAGUCUUGUAUUUGAAUCCCAUAUGAAUGAGAACACAUUGUCUCAUAGUUGUAUCUGUUUGGUCUUUCCAUAUGAACAUAUUAAAUACUC
This is a messenger RNA of Catharus ustulatus (Swainson's thrush), 3375 nucleotides long. RefSeq names its product DEAD-box helicase 10 (gene DDX10). The transcript is spliced from 18 exons. Gene Ontology annotation, molecular function: nucleic acid binding; ATP binding; RNA helicase activity. Gene Ontology annotation, cellular component: nucleus. NCBI's taxonomy places the organism in Eukaryota, Metazoa, Chordata, Aves, Passeriformes, Turdidae. Gene Ontology annotation, biological process: rRNA processing. The record is from RefSeq and is a predicted model, not a curated record. The coding region runs from base 30 to 2669 and encodes 879 amino acids.